Penicillium brevicompactum is the source of this 3900-nucleotide messenger RNA. RefSeq names its product putative ABC efflux transporter. Gene Ontology annotation, cellular component: membrane. NCBI's taxonomy places the organism in Eukaryota, Fungi, Ascomycota, Eurotiomycetes, Eurotiales, Aspergillaceae. Bases 1 to 3900 code for a protein of 1299 amino acids. The record is from RefSeq and is a predicted model, not a curated record. The transcript has a single exon. Gene Ontology annotation, molecular function: ATP hydrolysis activity; ATP binding; ABC-type transporter activity.
AUGGAGACAAAAAAGGACUUGACGGAAUUGAGCAUCGAAAAACAGGAAGCUCUUCCAGGCGUGCAGGAUGCCGCCUACAACCUCUCACUACGUGCCGUGAACCCAGUAGAUAUCAAUGUCUUUAAUGUAUCACUCCAAGUCGACACCACCCCACCAAUAUGGGAGACCUCUCCUCCCCGUAUCUGGGACCGUCUGCGCGGCCAGAAGCCACCAGAUACAAGCAAACCAGUCCUGCAAAACAUCUCAGCUUCCAUGCCCAGCGGAAGUCUCACCGCAAUCAUUGGCAGCAGCGGCUCAGGCAAGACAUCGCUACUGAACCUGAUGGCCAGCCGAAUGAGCAUGUCCCGCGCCCACGCCUCCGGGACAACAACCUUCAACGGCGACUCGAACAUCGCGCACAUCCGCAGUGCCUACGUCAUGCAAGAAGACGUUCUCAUCCCGACCCUCACAGUCCGCGAAACCCUUCGCUACUCAGCGGACCUUCGUCUGCCUCCGCCGACGACCCCAGCAGAGCGUCAUGCAAUUGUGGAGCAGGUCAUUCUGGAACUCGGCUUGAAAGAGUGCGCGAAUACCCGGAUCGGGAAUCAUGCGCACAAAGGGUGCAGCGGGGGCGAGAAAAGACGCACAAGCAUCGGCGUGCAGCUUCUGGCGAAUCCGUCUGUGCUGUUCUGCGAUGAGCCUACUACGGGAUUGGAUGCGACGAGUGCGUUUCAGAUCAUUCGCACGCUAAAGUCUCUUGCCAUGAACGGGAGGACAAUUGUCGUUUCGAUUCAUGCGCCGCGAUCGGAGAUUUGGAGUCUUUUUGAUAAUGUCGUGCUGCUUGCAAAGGGCUCUGCGCUGUAUAGCGGUUCGCUCGAGGGGUCGCUGAGUCACUUUGAAGAGAACGGAUACGUUCUUCCGCCGUUUGUCAAUCCUGCGGAGUUUCUGAUCGACCUGGCUGCUAUUGACAAUCGCACGGAAGAGCUUGAGGCUGCUUCGAACGCAAGGGUGCAGCGAUUGACGGGUGCAUGGAAAUCGAAGCAACAUGCGAAUCAGCAUGACAAAGAGGUUCCGCGAACCACUUUGGAGUCUGACCUAGAUGGCCAGUACAUUACCACGAAGACAGUCUCGUUCCGUCGACAGUUCCGCGUUGUGACAUCUCGCACGUAUGUCACUACCAUUCGCGACCCUAUGGGCGUUGCUGGUAGUCUUUUAGAAGCCAUUGGAAUGGCUGUCAUCAACGGAUGGAUAUUUUUGCAGCUCGACGAAACUCAGUCGGGCAUCCGGUCGCGAGAAGGUAGUUUGUAUACAGCCUGCAGUUUGAACGGGUACCUCAUUCUGCUAUAUGAGACGUAUCGCCUGACGAUUGACAUCCGUCUGUUUGACCGAGAGCACAAUGAAGGGGUGGUGAGUGUUCCUGCUUUCCUCCUCAGCCGACGAGCAGCUCGACUACCCCUGGAAGACUUGCCCGUGCCACUCAUCUUCUCCCUCAUCUUCUACUUCAUGGUAGGAUACCGAUUAGACGCGAGCCAGUUCUUCAUCUUCUUCGCCCUGUCAUUACUCACGCACUAUACCGCCGUGACCUUCGCCGCCGCUGCCAUUAGUGUGGCACGAAGCUUCCCUGGAGCCAGUCUCGUGGGCAAUCUAUCCUUCACGCUGCAAUCAUUUGCGUGCGGGUAUUUUGUCCAGUCUAAUCAGAUCCCAGUCUAUGUGAGGUGGCUCAAGUGGUGUGCAUAUACGUUCUACGCAUUCGGCGCACUGUGCGCCAACGAGUUCAUUGGAGUCAAUGGCUCGGACGUGGGCCACUUUUAUGCGUGUCCGUACUCUGACGACCCGCUGGAUCCAAGAUGCAAGGAGUACACCGGUCGCUAUAUAAUGGACAGUCUGGGAUUGCCAUCAAAUUGGAUCUGGCGGCCCAUCGUGGUUCUUGCUGCAUUUUCUGUUGCCCAUUACCUCUUUGCUGCAUUGCUGCUACAGUACAAUCGCUUUGCCAUCGACGUCGCGCAGGCACGACAAAACGAGACUUCCGGUGGGAAAGCUAAAUUCGCUAUUCGUCCGACUGAAGAGGUACGCAAGGUGACGAUCUCACUCAAUGAGUAUUCACUGCAGAUCCGAAAGAAGCGUUUAUGGCAAUCUGCACAGACUUUACAGAUUCUCAGACCCAUCAAUGCACGGCUCCAGUCAGGACAGCUAAACGUCAUCAUGGGCCCUUCAGGCAGUGGAAAAACAUCGCUCCUAAACUCCAUUGCCAAUCGGCUCAAAGGCUCACUGGACACACAGUACUGUGUCAACGGGGACAUGCUGUACAACGGCGCCGUGCCCUCGAAAAGUGUCAUACGAUCUGUCACUUCAUUUGUCACCCAAGACGACGACGCUCUGAUGCCGUCCCUGACAGUGAGAGAGAGUUUACGCUUCGCAGCAGGCCUGCGAUUGCCAUCCUGGAUGUCCCGUGAAGAAAAGAACCAACGCGCCGAAGAAAUAAUGUAUAAAAUGGGCCUCAAAGAGUGCGCAGAUAACCUCAUCGGCAGCGACUUGAUCAAGGGUAUCAGCGGGGGAGAGAAAAGACGCGUGACGAUUGCGAUUCAAAUCUUGACAGACCCAAAAGUCCUUCUCUUGGACGAACCGACCUCUGGCCUGGACGCCUUCACGGCAAUGUCGAUCAUCGAGCUGUUGAACAGUCUCGCCGCCGAGGGUCGCACCCUGAUAUUGACCCUGCAUCAAUCACGCUCAGACCUCUUCCCUCACUUCUCCCAAGUCCUGCUGCUGGCACGCGGGGGCUACCCCGUCUACGCCGGAGCAGGAAGCUCAAUGCUAGACCAUUUCGCCGGACAAGGUCAUGAUUGCCCGCGGACCACCAACCCGGCAGACUUUGUAUUGGAUCUCAUCACCAUCGACCUUCAACAAGAGGACCGUGAGAUCGUCACGCGGGAGCGCGUACAGAACCUCAUUUCCUGCUGGCUUGAUGGUCCUCUUGAUCCAGCACUCGGGCGCCAGGAGUCUCGCAUUGCUACGCCUGCCGAACUGGGCAGUCUCAAGCGGCAGAUGCUGCCAUUCCGAGUGACAUUCCCACUGGUGCUGCAUCGCUCCAUGAUGAACUUUUGGCGCCAGCCACCGCUAGUCAUGGCGCGGUCAAUGCAGAUUCCUGGAAUAGCCAUCAUCAUGGCUCUGUUUUUCGCUCCGCUGAAGAAUGACUAUGCGGCCGUGCAGUCGCGGAUGGGAUUUGUGCAGGAGUUUGCGGCCUUGUAUUUCGUCGGCAUGCUUCAGAACAUUGCCAUCUACCCCGGCGAGCGUGACGUCUUCUACCGCGAAGAGGAAGACAACUGCUACACAACUUCCACCUUUCUGCUCACUUACACGGCCAUCGAGAUACCCUUUGAAAUCAUCGCAUCGCUAGUCUUCGGUGCUCUCGCAGCCUUUGCUGACAAUUUGAAGCGCACCACGACCAUGUUUCUGAUCAGCGCUUUCAACUGUUUCUGUAUCAUCAACUGCGGCGAGUCUGUCGGCAUCAUGUUUUGCACGUUGUUUUCGCAUGUUGGCUUUGCGGUCAAUGUGACAUCUACCCUGCUGUCGAUCUCGACCAUCCUCGGCGGUGUUAUGAGUCUCAACGUCCACGAGGUCUUGCAGGCGCUCAACCACCUCUCGCCGAUCAAGUAUGCCGUUGCUAAUCUGGCGCCAUAUUCAUUGCACGGACAAAAGUUCCAUUGCUCGGCGGCACAGCAGCUUGCUGAUGGCAGUUGUCCGAUCACGUCUGGAGAGCAGGUAUUGAGACUUUACAAUCUGGACAAGAGCGGACCAAUGAACAUCAUGGCCCUGGGGGUGUGUACGAUUAUCUAUCGCUUUGUUGCUUAUGCGUUUCUGAAGGCGAUGAGGUCACAUAGACUCAUGGAGCGUUGGAGGGAGUGGCGCGCGCGGAGCGUUUAA